AUGGGCGUGGGACGCCGCAUGAAAAAACAGGGUCCUCCCCCAUCCAUAGACGAGUCAAAAAUUUCCUCCCUGAAACGACGCAAAGCAUCGGAUGCCGAUGAUGCGCUUCAUGAAGGGAAGAAGCGUUGCACAGAGAGCAAUACACGUGAAAGGCAUGGCCAACCGGCCGGUAGCCGUCGUGUCAGGCGGAAAAAAUCAAGUGCAAAAGUGAAUGAGGAACAGGCAGUGUCGAAGCUGCCCCCAAAGUCGAAACCCAGCCCGAAAAAGUCUGUCCACUUGCAGGAUACGGGGAACUCUGACAGUGAUGUGGAAGAUAUUCUGCAAGAUGAGUUUGAAAACCUGGAAAGUGUCAGCGACGAUGGCGACGGUUUCGAAUCCGCACCCGAAAAUUCAGAUAGAGAUGGUGUUUUAGAUUCAGCGUUUGACUCAGAAGAGGAUCAUCCCCGCGAGGCUAUGUUUUCAGAAGACGAGGAUAUAUCCGAUGCAGAACAGCGGCUUACUGCUGCCAACAUUGAGGGUCUGUCAAAGAAACUGGAUUUGGAAGCGGAUGCUACUGCGGAGAAGUCACGAUUAGAACUCAAAGAGUCUGCCAUCCAAACCAACAUUGAAGGUGAUCGUUUAGAUAUCUAUGGGGAUAAUGACGAGACCCUUAAACAGGUGGGGCUCGCCCCGGACCUACAACUCCUUCGGAGUCGCAUAAUGGAGUCAAUUCGUAUCCUCAGCGAUUUAUCGACACUUGGACAAACUGGCAAGUCCCGUGCCGACUAUACUAAUCUCCUUCUCGCCGACAUAUGUACCUACUAUGGCUACACUCCAUUCUUGGCCGAAAAGCUAUUCAACCUGUUUCCCCCCCGCGAAGCAUUUGCGUUUUUCGAAGCCAAUGAAUCUCCCCGCCCCGUUGUCAUCAGGACAAACACACUACGAACAAAUCGCCGCUCCCUAGCCCAGGCCCUGAUCAACCGCGGCGUCGUCCUUGAACCCGUGGGGAAAUGGUCCAAAGUAGGUCUACAAGUUUUUGAAUCCUCCGUUCCGUUGGGUGCUACCCCAGAAUACCUUGCUGGUCACUACAUCCUCCAAGCCGCUUCGUCCUUCCUCCCAGUCAUGGCGCUAGCUCCCCAGCCCAAUGAGCGAAUUCUCGACAUGGCCGCUGCUCCUGGUGGUAAAACAACAUACAUAUCUGCAUUAAUGCGCAAUACAGGUUGUGUACUCGCAAAUGAUGCCAGCAAACAUCGUGCGAAAGGGUUGAUCGGUAAUAUCCACCGACUUGGAUGUAAAAACACCAUCGUCUCACAUCUAGAUGCGGGGGAAGCCUUCCCAAAGAUUCUAGGGGGGUUCGACCGUAUCUUGCUUGAUGCACCUUGCUCCGGUACGGGUGUCAUCUCAAAAGAUCCAAGCGUCAAAACCUCUAAGACGGAGCGUGACUUUCUCGCUCUACCCCAUAUGCAAAAGCAACUGCUACUAGCCGCCAUCGAUUCCACAGACCAUGCGUCUAAAACUGGCGGAUAUAUUGUCUACUCCACUUGCAGUGUAACAGUAGAGGAAAACGAAGGCGUGGUGCAGUACGCCCUCCGCAAGCGACCAAACGUGAAAAUCGUGGAUACCGGUUUGGGAAAUUUUGGAACUCCGGGCUUUAAAAGCUAUAUGGGGAAGAAGUUUGAUGAAAAAAUGGCCCUAACCCGACGCUACUACCCGCACCGGGAGAACGUUGACGGCUUCUACGUUUGCAAGUUGAAGAAGACUGGCCUGAGUCCUUACGCAAGUAAAUCCGCAAGCGGUUCAAAUGCAAACGGCGGCUUGAUGGCUGCGGCAGACGACACUGAGGAAACAAUUGACAGAACGCCCAUCGUAGGCGAGGAGAAGGAGAAACAAAUACAAGAACAAGUGUUCGGACCGUUUGAUGAGGACGAGGACGCGACAUAUAUCUCGAGGGCGGAACGAAAUCAGCUACGGAGGAGGGGAUUAAACCCUAGGGCGGUGCUGAAAGGGAAGCCAAAGAGCACCAAGGUAUCAAAGACCACAACUAAGAAAAGUUGA
Molecule: messenger RNA, 2034 nt
Organism: Paracoccidioides brasiliensis Pb18
Product: rRNA (cytosine-C5-)-methyltransferase NOP2
Exons: 1
Coding region: 1-2034 (677 amino acids)
Biological process (GO): rRNA base methylation; maturation of LSU-rRNA
Cellular component (GO): nucleolus
Molecular function (GO): RNA binding; rRNA (cytosine-C5-)-methyltransferase activity
Source: RefSeq, a predicted model, not a curated record